Molecule: messenger RNA, 1775 nt
Organism: Rubroshorea leprosula
Lineage: Eukaryota; Viridiplantae; Streptophyta; Magnoliopsida; Malvales; Dipterocarpaceae
Source: the annotation of a GenBank genome assembly
ACAUUCCUUCUCUUACUUUUGCAUUUUUUUUUUUUCCUUGAUUUAUUUCAAUUCGUUUCCCUCUUCUUCACUUUUUUGUAUUAUAUAUAGAUUAAUUGGGUCCUGAGUUAGAGACAAAGAAUCAAAGGUCGGGGUUUUCUUGGAUGGUGUUGGAGAUAUGGCGGUGGAGUUGAUGGGUUAUAGCGGUGAUAGUUUUGCAGCCAACAAGAUGGAGGAGAGUGCUAUGAGAGAAGCGGCGACUGCCGGGAUUCAAGGUGUUCAGGAACUGUUACGAUUGAUCUCCAAAAGUCAACCGAGGGACCGGAAUUUAGAUGCCUCUUUCAGGCAGCAGGAGCCUGCCGUGGAAAUCAACGCCGUUGCGGAUGUUGCGGUGACCCAUUUCAAGAAAUUGAUCUCUUUACUUGGCCGACCGAGAACAGGGCAUGCUCGGUUUAGAAGGGCUCCGGUGACUGCACCGCCGGAGCAACCGCGAAGAGAACAACCGGAGCAGAAGAGUCAGGAACCAGGUCCUUCCGUUCAAGUCCCCAAUCCUCAACCCAAAGAUCAGGUCUCUGCUUUCAGGGUCUAUUGCCCGACUCCAGUGCAUCGACUUCCUCCUCUGCCUUACAAUCACAACCCGAGCAAGACGAACAAGAGUGGUCCUGUGGAUCGAACCGAAACCCCAACCACCAUCAAUUUCGCAACUUCUCCUCCCAUUUCCGCUGCAAAUUCUUUCAUGUCUUCAUUAACAGGGGACACCGACAGCAUGCAUCCAUCCUUCUCUUCCGGCUUCCAGUUCACCAGUCCUUCGCAUGUUCCAUCUUCCGGUAAACCCCCCCUCUCCUCAUCCUUAAAACGAAAGUGCAAUUCAAUGGACGACACCGCUCUCAAGUGCGGAUCAUCCUCAGGCCGAUGCCAUUGCUCCAAGAAAAGGAAAUUAAGAGUAAAAAGAGUGAUUCGAGUUCCUGCAAUUAGCAACAAGAUGGCUGAUAUCCCUCCUGAUGAUUUUUCCUGGAGAAAAUACGGUCAAAAACCCAUCAAAGGUUCUCCUCAUCCAAGAGGUUAUUACAAGUGCAGCAGCGUACGGGGCUGUCCGGCAAGGAAACAUGUGGAGCGUGCGUUGGAUGAUCCAAUGAUGCUAAUCGUAACCUAUGAAGGCGAUCACAAUCACACGCAAAAUAUUUCAGAAACACCGGCGGCAAUGGUCCUGGAAUCAUCCUAGUCUCUCCACAGCCCCAUCAGACGGCUGUGGAAAACUCAUCAAGAAUUUAAUUCAAUCAAAGCCGUUAAAUGCACAGUAGAGUUUCUCAGAUAGUCAACGCAGCCGCUGGGCUCCUGUGUCCAAGAAAGAUUGAUUAGUGGGUACGCCACGGCUGUUUAAAGAAGAACCUAUAAAAAAAAAAAAAAAACAAUAUGGGAAGAAUCGUUGGUUUUGUUCCUCAAUUUUUUCUUUGUUUAGAAGGAAAAGAAAGAAUGAAUCAAGUAGUGGAAAUGGUUUUGUUUCUAUUUUUUAAAUGUUAUUACCAGUUUUUUUAUUUUUUGUCCUUAUGGAUGGAUAUAUAAUAUGUGGAUGAAUAUAUGUGGUGGUGGAUCUUGGUAAAGAUGCUAGCUAGCACUUAGCUUUGUCCCAAUGUCCACUAAGGAAAUGGUGCAUUUAUUUUAUGGGCAAGUGGCCCUUGGAGUCAAUGAGGAGAUAAGAAGGAAAAUCUGGAGUAUAUGUCGUGUAUGGAAUGGUUGACCCUUUUGAUGCCUUGAUUUAUCUAAUGUUUGAUGUUGAGUGGAGUGGAGGGUGACGG